This is a messenger RNA of Triplophysa rosa, 315 nucleotides long. It is a transcript of the gene prr15lb, whose product is annotated as proline rich 15 like b. The record is from RefSeq and is a predicted model, not a curated record. The transcript has a single exon. NCBI's taxonomy places the organism in Eukaryota, Metazoa, Chordata, Actinopteri, Cypriniformes, Nemacheilidae. Bases 1 to 315 code for a protein of 104 amino acids.
AUGGCUGACCCUGCAUGGUGGAAGCUGACUUUCCUGCGGAAGAAGAAGUCAGAGGCGAAGGUCUUGUACGAGAUACCUCCUGACCUCAGCGCCAACAAUGGAAAUAAUGAAUUAAGCAAUGAUGCCGCAGAUAACAAUUUAGAUGCCAGGUUGGAAAAAAUUGUGGACAAAUCUGCCACAAAGGGUCGUCAUGUGAAAGUCUCCCAUUCUGGGCGGUUCAAAGAGAAGAAAAAGAUUCGAGCGACUCUGGCUGAGAACCCUGGUCUUUUCCCUGAAACGGCUCGGACAGAUAAGAACCAAGUGGUGGAAAAUUAA